Messenger RNA from Brassica oleracea var. oleracea, 2240 nucleotides. RefSeq names its product probable serine/threonine-protein kinase At1g18390. The record is from RefSeq and is a predicted model, not a curated record. The transcript has 3 exons. NCBI's taxonomy places the organism in Eukaryota, Viridiplantae, Streptophyta, Magnoliopsida, Brassicales, Brassicaceae. Gene Ontology annotation, molecular function: ATP binding; protein kinase activity; polysaccharide binding. The coding region runs from base 145 to 2127 and encodes 660 amino acids. Gene Ontology annotation, biological process: protein phosphorylation.
UUUAAUCAUCAUCCCUAAUAAAAAAAUAUACAAAAAGUCGUCACCGAUCAUUUUGACCAAUCUCCCAUAAAGUCCUCAAGAACCAUCCCAAGUCCCAACAAACAAAUGGCCUUAACCUAUUGUUAGUAUAUCAUCAAAUCCUCAAUGUCCAUCUCUCUUCUCCUCAUCCUCUGCGUCAUCUUCCCGUCAUGCUUCUCCGCCGAUCAACAGUACGAGGAGUGCCGUCUACCCCUGAGAUGCGGAUCUGAACCGUCCCUGUUCCCCAACAUCACUUAUCCAUUUUGGGGUAAUACCAUCGGCAAACCAAACUACUGUGGCCAAACAGAGUUCGAGCUUUCAUGCAGGAAGAAUCAAACACUAACCCUGGAGUUAGAAAAUUUCACUCUUCGAGUUAUUUCUGUGAAUCUUGAAAAUAAGACCAUCAUCGUAGCUGAUGAUAGUUUGUUCGAGGAUGGUUGCCCACACAUUUUCAACUUCACCGGGGCUAAGCAGUUCACGUUAAACCAUAACACCGAGAUGAUCGAUCUAUUCAACUGCCCUGUUAAUUACCCGCCAACAUCGCCGUCAACGGUUUCUUGCCAGCUAAGCAAGGACAAUCCGAUAACAUAUCAUGUCUUUGGAUCGGCUCAUCCUCUUCCAAAUUGUACCAGGGCCGGAGAAAUACCGAUGCUUAGGUCUGCUAAGAACGAGCUUAACCAGUCAAAUCAAACAUUGAAGAUGACUUUAGAAAAAGGGUUCGAGUUGAGGUACGAUAAAGAAGACAAGACUUGCCGGGAUUGUACCGAUACGAGUGGGAUAUGUGGUUCGGAGUCCGGGUCGGGAAAUUUCCAGUGUCUGUGUACAGACAAGCCUCACGAGUUAUCCUGUCACGACGAAAGAGUUUCUUCAGGUCCAAAUUAUAAGGUGAAGGUCGGCAUAGGUGCUGCCGCUUCGGUCUUUGGAAUAUCAGCAGCGAGCCUCGCUUGGUUUGUGUACCAUCGCAGAAUAACCAAAAUUUACAGAACUUCUUCAGCUUUGCUUCCAAGAAACCUCUCAGAUCAAUCUUCAAAGCCUUCUUCAGACAUCGAGAAAGCAGAGGAACUGUUAGCCGGUGUUCGUCUCUUCUCUUACGAAGAGCUCGAAGAAGCCACAAAUAACUUCGACCCAUCUAAAGAACUCGGUGAUGGAGGCUUUGGUGCUGUCUACUACGGUAAGCUUAAAGAUGGACGAAGCGUGGCUGUGAAACGCUUGUACGAAAACAACUUUAAAAGAGCAGAGCAGUUCAGGAACGAAGUUGAGAUCUUAACAGGUUUACGCCAUCCUAACCUCGUGACUCUCUUUGGAUGCUCCUCAAAACAGAGCCGUGAUCUCUUGCUAGUGUAUGAGUAUGUUGCGAACGGCACGUUAGCUGAUCAUCUACAUGGUCCCCAUGCUAGCCCUAGUGCACUUCCUUGGUCUACACGUCUCAAGAUCGCAGUUGAAACCGCCUCUGCCUUGAAAUAUCUCCACGCCUCUGAGAUCAUCCACCGUGAUGUUAAGUCCACUAACAUCCUUCUCGACCAAAACUUCAAUGUCAAGGUUGCGGACUUUGGACUCUCAAGACUGUUUCCUACUGGUCAAACGCAUGUAUCAACGGGUCCACAGGGAACUCCAGGCUACGUUGAUCCAGAAUACCACCUAAGCUACCAACUCUCCAACAAAAGCGACGUGUACAGCUUCGCCGUAGUGCUUAUGGAGCUUAUCUCCUCGCUUCCAGCUGUAGACAUGACAAGACCGCGCCAAGAGAUCAACCUCUCGAACAUGGCAGUCCUUAAAAUACAGAACCGUAAGCUCCAAGAAAUGGUUGAUCCUUCACUUGGGUUCGACACGAAUACAGAAGUGAGACAGACCGUGAUCGCAGUCGCUGAGCUGGCGUUCCAGUGCUUGCAGUCGGAUAAAGAUCUUAGGCCGUGUAUGACGCACGUGACGGAGACGUUGACGAGGAUACAGAACAAUGGGUUUGGUUCGGGAAUGGAUGUUGCGGAUGUGAGUAAGAGUGGACCGUUGGCUGCACAGUCUGUGGAUGUUGCAUAUGUGAACAAGAGUGGACCGUUGGUGGCACAGUCUCCUGAUAGUGUAAUUGUGAAAUGGAAUAGUAAGUCAACUUAGUCACACGGAACACUAACAUUUGUAUGUGUUUAUCAGAAUAUUAAUGUUUAAGAUUGUUAACGACCAGUUAGAGAUUGGUGUUUGUGUUCCGUAAUGGAUUGAUUUUUUGGGAA